Molecule: messenger RNA, 3202 nt
Organism: Equus caballus (horse)
Lineage: Eukaryota; Metazoa; Chordata; Mammalia; Perissodactyla; Equidae
Source: RefSeq, a predicted model, not a curated record
GGAAAUCACCCCUGGCCAGCUGAGUCUGGAGGACCUGUUGGAGAUGACGGAUGAGCAGGUGUGUGAGACCGUGGAGAAAUACGGAGCCAACCGGGAGGAGUGUGCCCGCCUCAACGCCUCCCUCUCCUGCCUGCGGAAGGUCCACAUGUCAGGAGGCAACCUCUCCAAACAAGACUGGACCAUCCAGUGGCCCACCACAGAGACGGGGAAGGAGAACAAUCCCGUGUGCCCCCCGGAGCCGACCCCGUGGAUCCGCACCCACCUCUCCCAGAGCCCCAGGGUCCAGUCCAAGUGUGUCCAGCACUACUGUCACGCCAGCCCCACCCCCGGGGCCCCGGUGUACACGCACGUGGACAGGCUCACUGUGGACGCCUACCCGGGCCUGUGCCCACCACCGCCACUGGAGUCGGGCCACCGUUCCCUGCCCCCGUCGCCCAGGCAAAGGCAUGCGGUCCGCACCCCACCGCGCACCCCCAAUAUCGUCACCACCGUGACCCCGCCAGGCACGCCGCCCAUGAGGAGGAAGAACAAGCUGAAGCCUCCGGGGACCCCACCGCCCUCUUCCCGAAAGCUCAUCCACUUGAUCCCGGGUUUCACGGCCCUGCAUCGGAGCAAGUCCCACGAGUUCCAGCUGGGUCACCGCAUAGACGAGGCCCACACGCCCAAAGCCAAGAAGAAAAGCAAACCCUUGAACCUCAAGAUCCACAGCAGCGUGGGCAGCUGCGAGAACAUCCCUUCGCAGCAGCGCUCCCCACUCCUGUCCGAGCGCUCCCUCCGCUCCUUCUUUGUGGGCCACGCGCCUUUCCUGCCCUCCACCCCUCCGGUCCACACCGAGGCCAACUUCUCCUCAAACACACUGUCUGUGCCGCGCUGGUCCCCGCAGAUCCCUCGCAGAGACCUCGGCAACUCCAUCAAGCACAGGUUUUCCACCAAGUACUGGAUGUCUCAGACCUGCACAGUCUGCGGGAAAGGGAUGCUUUUCGGCCUCAAGUGUAAAAACUGCAAGUUAAAGUGCCACAACAAAUGCACCAAAGAAGCCCCACCCUGUCACCUCCUGAUCAUCCAUAGAGGAGAUCCAGCAAGGUUAGUCCGGACAGAGUCCGUCCCAUGUGACAUCAACAACCCUCUGCGGAAGCCGCCCCGCUAUUCGGACUUGCACAUCAGUCAGACGCUCCCCAAAACCAACAAAAUCAACAAGGACCACAUCCCUGUCCCUUACCAGCCAGAUUCUAGCAGCAACCCCUCGUCCACGACAUCCUCCACGCCCUCCUCACCAGCACCCCCUCUCCCACCCAGCGCCACGCCGCCUUCGCCCUUACACCCGUCCCCACAGUGCACAAGGCAGCAGAAGAACUUCAGCCUGCCAGCAUCCCACUACUACAAAUACAAGCAGCAAUUCGUCUUCCCAGAUGUGGUGCCGGUGCCAGAGACGCCGACCCGGGCACCCCAGGUCAUCCUGCAUCCGGUGACCUCGAAUCCAAUCUUGGAAGGAAAUCCAUUACUUCAAAUUGAAGUGGAGCCAACCUCGGAGAAUGAAGAGGGCCACGACGAGGCCGAGGAGUCGGAGGAUGACUUCGAGGAGAUGAACCUGUCCCUCCUCUCGGCCCGGAGCUUCCCGCGCAAGGCCAGCCAGACGAGCAUCUUCCUUCAGGAGUGGGACAUCCCUUUUGAGCAGCUGGAGAUCGGCGAGCUCAUCGGGAAAGGCCGCUUCGGGCAGGUGUACCACGGCCGCUGGCACGGCGAGGUGGCCAUCCGGCUGAUCGACAUCGAGAGGGAUAACGAGGAACAGCUAAAGGCCUUCAAGCGGGAGGUGAUGGCCUACAGGCAGACGCGGCACGAGAACGUGGUGCUCUUCAUGGGCGCCUGCAUGAGCCCGCCCCACCUGGCCAUCAUCACCAGCCUCUGCAAGGGACGGACACUCUAUUCUGUGGUGAGGGACGCCAAGAUCGUCUUGGAUGUCAACAAAACAAGGCAAAUUGCCCAAGAAAUCGUGAAGGGCAUGGGCUACCUCCACGCCAAGGGAAUUCUCCACAAGGACCUCAAGUCGAAGAAUGUCUUCUACGACAACGGCAAAGUGGUGAUCACGGACUUUGGGCUCUUCAGCAUUUCCGGGGUGCUGCAGGCUGGCAGGCGGGAGGACAAGCUGCGCAUCCAGAAUGGCUGGCUGUGCCACCUCGCACCCGAGAUCAUCCGCCAGCUGUCUCCCGACACGGAGGAGGACAAGCUCCCGUUCUCCAAGCACUCGGACGUCUUUGCACUGGGCACAAUCUGGUACGAACUCCAUGCCAGGGAGUGGCCUUUCAAGACCCAACCAGCAGAGGCAAUAAUCUGGCAAAUGGGCACAGGCAUGAAACCCAACCUCAGCCAGAUCGGCAUGGGGAAAGAGAUCUCGGACAUUCUUCUCUUCUGCUGGGCCUUUGAACAAGAAGAAAGACCUACCUUCACCAAGCUCAUGGACAUGCUGGAGAAACUGCCAAAGCGAAACCGCCGCCUAUCUCACCCCGGACAUUUCUGGAAGUCUGCAGAGCUGUGACCGUCGGACAAAGGGACCGCGCUCAGCUGCCUCGGCUCACGAGCCACUUCUUCUUCGCUGCUCUGCCCUCUGCCAGCUCAGGAGGCCAGAGGCUCACAUCAGAGGGGACCGGCCCCGGCUGGCCUGGGAGCGCUGCACGACAGAGUUCGCAGCUUCCCUGCACCCCCCACGCGUGCCCCUUGGCUCAGGCAGGGCUGGGGACCCCCGACCCCUGAGCCAGGACUUAACGGGACCAGCCAGGGAGACGUGGAAUUGAUGCAUGAGGCCCGGGGGACAGCGUGGAGAAGAGAGCUGCAGGCUGGAAGCGGAGCCCCUGGGCCACGGAGACUGGGGCAGGAGGCCCCCGUGGGCAGGCUCACAGGACCGGUCUGUGUGUACAUGUGUGUCUUCGUGCGUGCCGCCUUUUGCUCUCGAUUCCCCUUGACAAGCAGGAGUCCGGCCGGCCCAGCUCUGGAGCGCUCCUCGGCUGGUCUGGUCUGUGUCGAGGGUUCCAGCUGCCCUGUCUGGGAAGAUGGAAUGGGGAUGCAGAGCUGGGCACCAACAUGGUGGAGGCUGCCGGGCCAAGAUCCGGGGGGGACUCAGCUGUUCCUUUGUAAACAUCUGUUCUCAGAGGCCCCAACCCACGCCUGUCACGGUUUGUGGCACCUUUGCACAUAGCUCCGAAAUGCA